Brassica oleracea var. oleracea is the source of this 988-nucleotide messenger RNA. RefSeq names its product coiled-coil domain-containing protein 124. Gene Ontology annotation, cellular component: nucleus. Gene Ontology annotation, molecular function: transcription coactivator activity. The record is from RefSeq and is a predicted model, not a curated record. Gene Ontology annotation, biological process: transcription by RNA polymerase II. NCBI's taxonomy places the organism in Eukaryota, Viridiplantae, Streptophyta, Magnoliopsida, Brassicales, Brassicaceae.
CUUUGUCGCGUGCACGCUAAUUCAUUUCACAGAUAAACCAAUUCUCUGCGGUGGAGCGAGUGAAAUCGAGAGGAUUCGCGAGAGAUCGAUCUAAUCUAAUCAAACCCUAGCGUACGAAGAUGCCGAAGAAGAUGGGAGUCAACAGCAAGGCGGAGGUCGCCAGAUCCCGCAAGAACGCGGCCGAGGCGGAGCAGAAGGAUCGCCAGACCCGCGAGAAGGAGGAGCAAUACUGGCGCGAGGCGGAGGGCCCCAAAUCCAAGGCGGCGAAGAAGCGGGAGGAGGACGCGGAGAAGAAGGCCGAGACCGCCGCCAAGAAAGCCGAGGCGAAGCGCCUGGCGGAGCAGGAGGAGAGGGAGCUGGAGAAGGCUCUGAAGAAGCCGGAUAAGAAGGUCAUCCGCGUCUCGGCGCCGAUCCCGAAGGUGACGGAGGCGGAGCUGGUCAGGAGGCGCGAGGAGGAGCAGGCGGCGGUGGCGAAGAAAGCGGAGGAGUCGAAGAAGAAACAGGCGCGCAUGGCGGCGGAAGAGGAGUACGAGAAGAUGGUGUUGGUGUCCAAUACGAAUCGCGAUGAUUCGAUCAUUGACGCGCGUACCGUUGACGAGGCGCUCGCGAAGAUGAGCGUAGCGGAUAACCUCCCCGUUGAUCGCCACCCGGAGAAAAGGCUCAAGGCUUCCUUUAAGGCUUAUGAAGAAGUUGAGAUGCCAAGGCUGAAGGAGGAGAAGCCAGGUCUUACUCACACUCAGUACAAGGACUUGAUUUGGAAGAUGUGGAAGAAGUCUCCUGAUAACCCUCUUAACCAGGCUGCUGCUGCUGUUGAGUGAAAUGCAACUCGUAACCAGAACAAGGGAAGGUCUCCUGCUUUGGGCAUAUUUUGCCUGACAUUGUAAAAACUCUAUGAUAUAAGUAGUAGGUAAAACUGGAUAGAUACAUCUUGAGUACUGUCCUUGUUGUAUGCGUCCAUUAAGCAUUCACUCUUUGCGUUUAUUGAGUU